AUGCCAGCUGGCAAAGCCGCUGGAAUGGGAAAAUCCAAAAGACACACUGCUGAUCAGCGGCUUGGUGGUUCAAAUCGUAAGCCCACUGUUGCACAGAGCGUUUCCGCGAAGGAGGUGCCCGUGGACAAAGCCUUGCCCGGAAUCACUUCACAGGUGGAGUAUCCUUCCCUACAGGCGGCUUCCAAUGAAAGCUCUCCAGGAUUGGUGCAAAAUGCACAGAGGGCUCCCGCAGAUGCUUCGACUAGUUCAGUGAAGGCGGACAAUCAAACUGUGACUGCGAUCAUGGAUCAAAUUGAGAAGAAGGUGGAAGCCAUGCGACCUCAGAGGGAGCAGCUAAAGCGCUGCAUUGAGGCUUGCCUCUGCGACGCGCUUGCGGGCCACUCUCUAGAGGUGGUAGGCAGCACGGCCUGGGGUGGCGAAGUUCCGCAGUCUGAUCUGGACCUGGUCCUUGUGACACCGUCGUCGAACUUGGACCCGCCACAGGCGCUGGUGCUGCUUCAAUCUUUGCUCACGAAGUUGGAAAGUCAGGCUGAGGGAGAGCGUGCGUGGGCACGCUUGGAGCUGGUGGAAGCAAGGAAAGUCCCACUUCUUCGUCUCUACGAUCGAGCUGGUUUAUCUUGCGAUGUGGUGGUUGAUCAGCUUCAUGCUCUUGAACAUCGCAAGUUGCUUGUGGAUGCCUUGGAAGGCCGUCCAGAGGUGAAGCGCUUCAUUCGGCUAGUGAAGUACUGGCUGCGACAGCGUGGACUUCCAGUGGGGUCGGAGGGUGGUCUGCCAUCCUUCGCGUGGGCUUACAGUGCCCUGCAGCUGGCCUUGCAACUCCCAGGAUCCUCCGUUGAACAACUCUUGUUCUAUUUCUUCAAGCAGCUGAAUUUGCUCAGUUCAAUGUCCUUGCUAGUACAAAAGAAGGCGGAUGGUGCAAAGGUCGCGUGGAAGUCAAGGAAGGGUCCGGCUCCUUGGUCACAGGAGUGGAUCGAGUUCAUUUGGGUGGAAGAUCCCACACGAAAGCCUUCGGUGAGCCCCAAACCGCACAGCGCACCUGUUCGCCUCCUGGGCGAUUAUGCAAGCGACGGGGAGGAGUGUGAUGAGGAUGAUCCCCUCAAGGACGGCUUCGCCGCGCGGCAAGCCAUCGCGGAGCAGUUCGCCCAGGCGGUCAACUUCGAGGACUUUGAUGAAGUGGACAACGUUGCAGAAAAUGCAGAGGGUGCAUGCGAGGACCAGCGAGGCGACGCGAAGGAGAUCGAGAUCGAGGCGACGAAGAUCAGGGCGCUUCAGCCGGGCGUCUACGUCCGAGCGGAGAACCUGAAACAAGCCCAGGCUCUCAAUGGUCGCGUGGGUGUCGUGAAGCAAAAGGAUGCAGAUCGAGAGGGGCGAUGGCAGGUGGAGUUUUGGUCUGAAGAUGGCUCCAUUUGUGAAGUGAAUGCCAGCAUCAAGAGUGAAAAUCUGUUCUUAGUCGAGAUCGAGGAAGAUGAGAUGGACAAGGGUGAUGAGGAGCAUGACAUUUUGGUGCCUGGCGCUGAAAUCCAAGUCCACGGACUGCAAUCUGCCGUGUCUCUCAAUGGCCUUUUGGGCAAGCUCUUGUCGUUUGAUGAGACUCUGGGGCGCUGGCAGGUUUUGCUGCACAACGGAGAGUCCAAAGCAAUCAAACCGGACAACUUGCUUCUUCAUCGAGGUUAUGAGACAGAAGAUAUUGAUCUGAGCUUCGACGCAGAUCCCUUAGACGCUACUUCAGCGGGCGUUCAAGCCGAUAUACUUCAGCCGACGGAAGUGGCGCUGGAUUCCAAUGAAUUGGCAGCUGCAAUCUUGGAGGCUGAGCUGGCUGGGGAUGAGGAGACAUUGGCAAGCCUUCAAGCGGAGCUCGCAGCCAGGGAGUCCCGUGGCGACAUGGAGGCCAAAACAUCCUCGUCCUCUUCGUCCUUGGUGAAAGACUCGAUGGAGGUCCCUGUGCAGGUGAUUGGUGCCAUCAUUGGCACUGGCGGUGCUGCCAUCAAGCAGAUGGCGGCCGAGUCAGGUGCCCGAAUGUCUUUUGAACAGGAGGAGUAUCAGCCAGGCUAUUUACCUCUCACUCGUUGCUGCCUCAUCAGUGGUCCAGCAGAUGCAGUGGCGAAGGCCAAGGCACUUUUGCAGGAGGCCGUGUCAGUGGCCAUGGCUGGACAGGCACAAGGGCGCAAAGGCAAAGGUAAAGGCAAAGGCCAACGCAAGGGAACACCCAUGAAUUUGGCGAGCGAUCUCGUUGGUGAAGGUGCCGGUGGACGUGCCGGCUUUCAACAAGGGAUUUGCAAGUGGUACGCCGCGGGCUUUUGCAAGUUCCACUCCGAGACGGGAUGCCGCAAUGGGCUCCACGACACCACUGCAGCGCUCAAGGCUGAAGCGGACUGGGUGGCACAAGGUCCAGCAGAACCAGCUGAGAUGGGUCAGCCUGUGCUUUUGCUCCUUGACUUGGAGGGCGGAGGCAACAAGGAUGGCAGAGACGGUGAAGAUGAGAUCAUUGAGGUGCCGGUCCUGUCCAUGUGCCCGACCACAGGGAAGGAGCUUGGUCGAUUUCAUCGGUUCGUUCGUCCUGGCUAUUGGACCCGAGAGGAGUGGUCAAUGCGAAAUCGCUUCAAUGCCAAUUGCUUUAACAACGGAGCGAAUUCCAUCUCCUUUCCAGAGGUGGUCGAUGACUUGCUGAACUGGUUGCGAGAGCUGCUGAACAAGGAACCCGGAGAGCUCAGGAGCGAAGACUUUCUUUUUGUCACCUGUGGCAACUGGGAUGUGAAGUCCGCGAUCCCAAGGCAAUGUUGCAACCCUGCACCAGGCACUGUUGACCUUUCCCUGCAGAAGUUGCUUUUCUCGCGCUGGAGCAACCUGAAAGAGGUCUUCAGAGACUUCUACAAGCUACCGGUCAAUUCGGCUCCCACCGGUAUGCGUGGCAUGCUCAAGAUGUUAAGGAUACCUCUUUCUGGUCAGCACCACUUGGGAAUGGACGACGUGAGCAAUCUAGCAAAGAUUCUGCAGCGGCUGAUCCACGAGGGAUGCAGCGUAGGGCCUACAGGCCAAGCAAGUCAAGCACCCGUGUGGAACCCGAAAGGUUUGAAAGGGAAAGGGAAAGAUGGAAAAGGUGGAAAAGGCGGAAAAGGCAAAGGCGACAAGGGUAAAGGAAAAGACUUUGGCAAAGACUUCCGCAAGGGGAAGUUCAAAGAGCAGGCAGACCAAGGACUAGGAAGAACCACAAAUGGCCACACGGAGGAGCCUCUGGCAUGGGGCAUUGACGUGCCAGGUGCAGCGGUGCCGCCUGAGGCCGCGGAGGAGCCGAUGAAGCCCAACAGAGAGUUGGAGGAGUUUCUGAAUGGGGCUCCUAUUCCUGGCACCUCCUGGGGUGAAGAAGAAAACGAUGAGCUUGAGAAGGAGCAGGCGACGGACGAUUUGGAAGGCUGCGAAGCAACAACGCUGAUUCCAAAGGUCUCUGAAGCGCCCAGUCACCACCUCAGUUCUCGAAAGCGCGUCCUCAGCGUUUCUAUUCCCAAACCGACGGGGAGACUCAAAGAGUCUGACUCAAAUGACUCUUCAGUGAGGAUGCACCAGAAGCUGAAGGAGACGACCAAGAGCCAGGCACCUCUCCACGUCAUGCUGAAGAACGGCAAGCUGGUGGUUGGGAAGCUUGAGAAGGUGCUUCAAUGCCCCAACGCGCAGAAGCAGGUCCUGCACCGAAGAGACCAGAGCACAGAGCUUGAGCUUCGACCCUGCACCCUCUUGAAGGAUCGAAGAUCAGAAUCCAUCAAGUGUGUGCUGACUGACAAGACCUUGUGCUGCACGCCCUGCCAUUGGGUCUGCGCUUUGCCCAUCUGGAAUAUGACCGCGAAAGGGGGCGAUGCCCAGACGCGGCUCAAUGAACUGCUUGCCAUGGCUGAGAGCUGGCCGUGCGCGAAUCAGCUCGUCUGCCAGCCCAAGACUCACGCAGAAAAGGGAUGGAAAGAGGAGACGGAAAGGGUCAAGCACAAGGUCACUGCCAAGCCCAAGAAGGACGAGGUUCGAGAUUCGAUGGUUUCUGUCUUGACACCUGUGAUGGUGGGUGGCUACCCUACGGGUGUAUUUAUGAUGAUGCCCAUGAGCAACCUGUCUCUGGGCCAGCUCCAAAUCCAGGACUUGUGCAACAUGCAGCAGGCGCAGCAGGCGCAGCAGGCGCAGCAGGCGCAGCAGGUGCAGCAGGCGCCACACGCACCACGUGCACCACAUGCACCAAGUCCAAGCCAACCUUUGGCAGUAGGCCUCCAGAUAGAGGCACAGAGCACAGAGGACCAUCUCAGCACAUCAUCUUUGUCCAGCCCAGAUGCUCAGGUUUGCCCUUUGCCGGCCUCGGAAAAGGCGAACAGUGACGUGUCUAGCACCCGAGCUUCAGACAGCGAGGAGUUCAUGCCCUUGCGCCCCAAGAAAGGCAAGAAGGCAGCUCGACGACCGAAACAACGGGUAGAGACUGAGAGUGAGCUGUCUUCGCCAAGUGCAGAUCUAUCAAGUCCAACGUUCAAGCAUUCUGAGGCCAACAACCCCUUUGCCACGGCGCUGGCAUUGAACCUCGAUAUGCCGAGGCCUUAG
This is a messenger RNA of Durusdinium trenchii, 4569 nucleotides long. The record is from the annotation of a GenBank genome assembly. NCBI's taxonomy places the organism in Eukaryota, Dinophyceae, Suessiales, Symbiodiniaceae.